CAACUCUAGCAACAACAGCAACAAAUUUUGACCCGGUAUUGCUGAGAGAGAGAAAAAAGAAAGAAAAACAAGCAACAAGCUCCAAACAGCCCAACAAACUUAAGGCAAUUCAAUACAAAAAUUUUUCAUUUCGGUUAAGAGCGGAAAAGAAGAAGGAAAAACUAUCUCAAUUUGAAUGCGGCUUUAGCGCCGCGCGUCAAGUAUAAAUAAAUAAUGCAAUCGUGAAUUUUAAGACAUUACCAAUCCGUACCUCGACAAAUACAGUCGGCUUAAACUUUUCUUUAAACUUUUAACAAGGACUCAAAAAUAAAUCAAGAGAUGUUGACAAAAGUCAGUCCAUUAAUCCUUGUAGCGCUCUUUAUCGCAGUUGGAUAUGCAGCGCCUGCACCAACAUUUGGAAAGGAACAUGUUCACAUUAAGAUUCAUUUGAUUCAGCCACACAUUGAAGAUUCGCAUGUUUAUCAUCAUGAAUCACAUGGACAUGGAUCUGGAUUUGGAGAUAUUGGAGGUGGCAGUUACAGUCAUGGAAGCUCUAGCUUUGGAGGUGCUUCAAGUCACGGGAUCUCAAGUGGAUUUGGAGGUUCAUCGAGUCAUGGAGGGUCAUCAGGUGGUGGAAUUUCUGGUGGAUAUGGAGGUUCAUCAGGUCAUGGAAACACAAUAAGCACAGAAUCUCAUGUUUAUCAUCAUGCAGGCGGUAGUGCAGGUGGUCACGGAUCAGCUGAACAUCAUCAUGAUGCAGGACUUCAAAGCUUGGAGGGAAUCGGACAUAGUGCAGGUGGCUAUGACUCAAAUGCUCAACAAAUUGGAGGUGGUUCUGCUCAUGGUGCUUCAUUCGGUGGAUCAGGACAUGAUUUUGGUGGUUCAUCACAUGGACAUGGUGGUUCUGGAUUCGAUUUUGGUGGACAUAGCUCAGCUGGAGCAUCAGCACAUGCAGGCUCAUACAGUUCAGCACAUGAUUUUGGAGCUUCAGGUGCCUCUGCUCAUGCUGGAUCUUUUGCUGGAGCUGAUUUCGGUGGUCAUGGACAAGAUUUUGGUGCACAAGCUGGACAUGAUUUCGGUGGGCAUGGACAAGAUUUUGGAGCUCAAGGACAUGAUUUUGGUGCUCAAGCAGGUCACGAUUUCGGAGGGCAUGGACAAGAUUUUGGGGAUGCUUCAAGUUACGCACAAGCAGGACAUGAUUUCGGUGGAUCAGGACAUGGUGGAUAUGAUGCAAAUGCUCAACAAGUCAGUCAUGGAUCAUAUGAGUCAUCAGCUGGAAAUAGUGGAUGGCAAGUAUCAUCAGGUCAUGGUGUAGCUGAUUCAUAUCAAGGAGUUGAUAGCUAUUCAGCAGGACAACCAUCAGGUGGGAGUCACGAACAAGGACAUGGAGGAUACCCUUAUUAGUUUCUAGAUUCUUAAAUAUAUCCACAAAUAGAUAUAGUCUACUAGUUCUUACGUAACAUGUGAACGUGAUGCAUUUUUUUAGGGUAUAGCAGAACGGAUGAAGAAGAAUCUCUACAAAACUUUUGAGAGACGUUGCUGUUUAUGCAAGACGGUAGAUGCGUUCAUCCAAAUCAUAUCAUUAAACUUCCUCAGCUCUUAUUUAUUAAAUUCAUAGUAGUUCCAGUUCCAUUUAUAUGACUGAUCUUAAUAAGAUAAUAUUUUGUAACACUGUCGUCAUGACAUCAUCAUGACAACGUGAAAGAAAAAAUGAAAAAUGACAACGACCUACUCGAAAGUAUUGUUUUAAAAUAGCUAAUUAUUUGCAUGCUCAUAGUCAUUAUUAUGUUAGUGACGUUCAUUUGACGAAUGACGAACGAAAGAAAGUUGAAAUUUGUUGCAUUGUUUCAUAACUUUUAAUUUUUUUUAACUUCUCUUUUCAACUUACUUCAUUUCUUGUACUUCUCAUUUGUUUUUUUAAUUGUUGACUAAUUUUUAAUUUUAUGCGCUAUUCUGUAAAACAAAAUUAUGAAAAUAAAUGAAA
Chironomus riparius is the source of this 1963-nucleotide messenger RNA. NCBI's taxonomy places the organism in Eukaryota, Metazoa, Arthropoda, Insecta, Diptera, Chironomidae. The record is from the annotation of a GenBank genome assembly.